This is a messenger RNA of Solanum dulcamara, 1800 nucleotides long. Its product is annotated as thiosulfate/3-mercaptopyruvate sulfurtransferase 1, mitochondrial-like. Bases 162 to 1289 code for a protein of 375 amino acids. Gene Ontology annotation, molecular function: thiosulfate-cyanide sulfurtransferase activity. Gene Ontology annotation, biological process: transsulfuration. NCBI's taxonomy places the organism in Eukaryota, Viridiplantae, Streptophyta, Magnoliopsida, Solanales, Solanaceae. The record is from RefSeq and is a predicted model, not a curated record. The transcript is spliced from 12 exons. Gene Ontology annotation, cellular component: mitochondrion.
GGAAAAAAGAUGGGGGGCGAAUUUGUGAAUACGUCGUCUCAAGUUUUUAGGACGCCGGCGGUUUAUGAUAGGGAGAUGGUUGAUUAGUGGAUUGUCGGCGUAUAGCUGCGGGAGAAAUUGUUUGAGCAGUGUUAAUUAAUUGUCUUAUGCUGUGAAUUGAAAUGGCGUCGGCGCUAUUAUCCAGGACUCUCUUUGCCCACCGACUUAUCAAGUCUUCCACUUUCUUACACUCCAGCAAGUCCCAAUUCUUUUCUUCUAAAUGUCAGAAGAAACCAUUCUACUCCCAAGCUGCACCAAUCCAUUUCUCUUACAAGGUGCUGGGUUCUGUUACUUGUUGCAUGGCUUCAUCAAGGGCAACAUUCUCAACACAAGCUGUAUCCACCAAUGAACCUGUUGUUUCAGUUGACUGGCUCCAUGCAAACCUCAAAGAGCCUGAUAUAAAGGUACUGGAUGCAUCUUGGUACAUGCCAAACGAGCAGAGGAACCCUCUUCAAGAAUAUCAGGUUGCACAUAUUCCUGGAGCACUCUUCUUUGAUGUAGAUGGUAUAUCCGAUCGUACUACAAAUUUGCCACAUAUGCUGCCAUCUGAAGAAGCAUUUGCAGCUGCUGUAUCUUCUCUUGGAAUCGAGAACAAAGAUGAGGUUGUUGUCUAUGAUGGGAAGGGCAUCUUUAGUGCAGCUCGUGUAUGGUGGAUGUUUCGAGUUUUUGGACAUGACAGAGUUUGGGUUCUAGAUGGUGGCUUGCCAAGAUGGCGUGCUUCUGGAUAUGAUGUUGAAUCCAGUGCAUCUGGUGACGCAAUUUUGAAAGCUAGCGCUGCCAGUGAAGCAAUAGAGAAAGUAUAUCAACGACAGGCGGUUGCACCUAUUACCUUUCAGACCAAGUUUCUGCCGCAUCUCGUCUGGACCCUUGAUCAGGUUUGGAAGAACAUUGAAGAGACAACAUAUCAGCAUAUAGAUGCUCGAUCCAAACCUAGGUUUGAUGGUGUUUCACCAGAGCCUCGAAAAGGAAUAAGAAGUGGUCAUGUACCUGGGAGCAAGUGCAUUCCUUUUCCACAGAUGCUCGAUGGCUCUCAGACACUUCUAUCUAAUGAAGAGCUCAAGAAAAAAUUUGAUCAGGAAGGUAUAUCUUUGGACAAACCUAUAGUAACUUCCUGUGGCACUGGAGUAACAGCUUGCAUACUUGCCUUGGGCCUCCAUCGACUUGGAAAGACUGAUGUUCCAGUCUAUGAUGGUUCGUGGACAGAAUGGGGAGGGCAUCCAGAUGUACCAGUCUCCACAUCUGAAGCAUAGAUUCUACAUGGUUUCGACAAAUGCUUCUACAUAUGACUUUACAAGGCCUACUUUGUCUCUUUAAUAUCUUGUUGGUGAAUAUGAUAGGAGGUGUUGUAUGAUGGAAUAAUGAAACAGUAUGAUAUUCAAAGAUAGUUAUGACACAUAAAUAUGUCCAGAGUCUCAUAGGGUGGGAAGUCAAAUGAAAGGAUCCGGAGACGAGUUGCCAAUGAAUUGUUAUCCUGUUGGGACUUAUCUUGUGUUAGGACUUGGAUGCUAGUAGUAGUACGCAGGGGAAAUCAGAGAGGGGGGGGGGGGUGUCAGCUCACCGGAAAAUGUUGUUCAAAGGGGUUAACGGCCCAUUUAAAAGUGGAGGUGGUAUUAUUUCCCAACUAUUAUUGGUUAAGUUGAAUUUAUUCGGAGUCCAAUUUUUCUGAUCUUUCACAAGCAACAAGCAUGUGUUCCGCUUCAUACGAGCACCAAUGACAAAGUGAACUAUGAACGGAUAGAGUGUUUUUUUUUUCCAGACACA